Messenger RNA from Hevea brasiliensis (rubber tree), 3483 nucleotides. Its product is annotated as receptor-like protein 9DC3. Gene Ontology annotation, molecular function: nucleic acid binding; protein binding. The transcript is spliced from 3 exons. The record is from RefSeq and is a predicted model, not a curated record. Lineage: Eukaryota; Viridiplantae; Streptophyta; Magnoliopsida; Malpighiales; Euphorbiaceae. Bases 1 to 3483 code for a protein of 1160 amino acids.
AUGCCGUGCCAACAUGACCAGAGUCUUGCCUUGCUCCAAUUCAUGAAAACCUUUUCUAUUAGAAGUAAUGCCUCUUCCUGGGAUUUCCUUUACCCCAAGCCUUAUCCCAAGACAGAGUCUUGGAAAGAGGGCACAGAUUGCUGCUUGUGGGAUGGGGUCACUUGCGAAAUAGAAACAGGUAAUGUAAUUGGCCUUAACCUUUCUUCUAGCUUGCUCUAUGGUACCAUCCAUUCUAAUAAUUCUCUUUUCCUCCUUCCUCAUCUCGAAAAGCUUGACCUCUCCAACAAUGACUUCAACCAAUCUCAAAUUGUGCCUCAAUUUGGCCAGUUUUUGAAUUUAAGGUAUCUUAACCUAAAUCACUCUGUUUUUGAGGGCCAAAUUCCACUAGAAAUUUCUUAUCUGCCUGCUUUGGUUUCGCUUGAUCUUUCUAAGAACCCUUAUUUGAUACUUGAAACCUUUAUUUUUAACGAGCUUGUUCAAAACCUGACCCAGUUACAGCAAUUGGACUUGAGUGAAAUAAACAUGCCGUUGGUCGGGUCUAGUUCCUUGAUGAAUUUGUCUUCUUCUUUGACAUCUCUCAAACUCAGCGAAUGCCAAUUGCAAGGGAAAUUCCCAGAUAUCAGUCAUCUAUCCAAGUUGGUUUUAUUGGACCUCUCCUAUAACAAUUUUAGUGGUGAGAUUCCAUCCUCAUUGGAAAAUUUUAAACAGCUUGAUACUUUAUACCUUGACAACAACAAUCUCAAUGGUCAAAUUCCAUCUUUACUCGGAAGCCUUAAGGAACUCUCCUCAUUGGACCUCUCCUAUAACAAUUUUAAUGGUGAGAUUCCCUCCUCAUUUGAAAACCUUAAACAGCUUGACAGUUUGUACCUCUGUAAAAACAAUCUCAGUGGUCAAAUUCCAUCCUUACUUGGAAGCCUUAAGGAACUCUCCUCAUUGGACCUCUCCUAUAACAAUUUUAAUGGUGAGAUUCCCUCCUCAUUUGAAAACCUUAAACAGCUUUAUUAUUUGGACCUCUCCUGUAACAAUUUUAAUGGUGAGAUUCCCUCCUCAUUUGAAAACCUUAAACAGCUUUAUUAUUUGGACCUCGAAGACAACAAUCUCAAUGGUCAAAUUCCAUCCUCACUUGGAAGACUUAAGAAACUCUCCUCAUUGUACCUCUCCUAUAACAAUUUUAAUGGUGAGAUUCCCUCCUCAUUUGAAAACCUUAAACAGCUUCACAGUUUGUACCUCUGUAAAAACAAUCUCAGUGGUCAAAUUCCAUCCUUACUUGGAAGCCUUAAAAAACUCUCCUCAUUGGACCUCUCCUCUAACAAUUUUAAUGGUGAGAUUCCCUCCUCAUUUGAAAACCUUAAACAGCUUUACAUUUUGUACCUCCACAAAAACAAUCUCAGUGGUCAAAUUCCAUCCUCACUUGGAAGACUUAAGAAACUCUCCUCAUUGUACCUCUCCUAUAACAAUUUUAAUGGUGAGAUUCCCUCCUCAUUUGAAAACCUUAAACAGCUUCAAAAUUUGUACCUCUAUAAAAACAAUCUCAGUGGUCAAAUUCCAUCCUUACUUGGAAGCCUUAAGAAACUCUCCAUAUUGGACCUCUCCUAUAACAAUUUUAAUGGUGAGAUUCCCUCCUCAUUUGAAAACCUUAAACAGCUUGACAGUUUGUACCUCCACAAAAACAAUCUCAGUGGUCAAAUUCCAUCCUUACUUGGAAGCCUUAAGAAACUCUCCUCAUUGGACCUCUCCUAUAACAAUUUUAAUGCAACAACAAUCUCAGUGGUCAAAUUUCAUCCUCACUUGCGAGGCUUAAAGACGUCUCUUAUAACGAGUCUAAAGGUGAGAUUCCUUCCUCAUUUGAAAACCUUAAACAGUUUCAAAUUUUGGAACUCCAAAACAACAAUCUUAGUGGUCAAAUUCCUUAUUAUUUUACAAACUUUAAACAAUUUUACAGGUCCCAUCCAUUUCCAGGGAAGCAAGCUUUCAAGUCUGGUAUACCUCGAUUUAUCCAAUAACUUGUUACAUGGCCCAAUUCCAAGUUCAAUUUUCGAACUUAUGGACUUGAGAGUUCUCAUUCUUUCAUCCAACAAAUUGAUAGGAGAAGUCUCAUCUGUAGUUUGCAAUCUAAAUUCUCUUGAAAUUCUUGACUUGUCGAACAAUAGUUUGAAUAGCUUCAUACCACAAUGUUUGGGAAAUUUCAGCAAUAAUCUUUCAGUAUUGCACUUGGGCAUGAACAAAUUCCAAGGAACCAUCCUUGAAACGUUUUCAAUAGGCAGCAACUUGAGAUAUUUGAACUUCAAUGGUAACCAAUUGCAAGGGAGAAUCCUACCUUCCAUCUGCAAUUGUAUAAAUUUGGAAAUUUUAGAUCUUGGAAACAAUAAUCUAGAUGACACAUUCCCCCAUUUUCUGGGAACACUUUCGAAGCUACAAAUUCUAAUUCUAAAAUCCAAUAAAUUUCAUGGUUUGGUGAAAGGGACUUCUGCCAAUUAUUCAUUCUCAAAGCUGCGAAUUUUUGACCUCUCCAACAACAUGUUUAGCGGACCUCUACCUGCGGAGUAUUUCAACAAUUUCAAGGCAAUGAUGAUCUUUGAUUUGAAUAUGAAAUACAUGGGGGCGCCAAAUGCUUCUUAUGAUUAUUCUGUGAGUCUAACACUCAAAGGCUUAGAGAUUGAGUUGGUGAAAAUCCAAACGCUUCUUACAUCCAUUGAUUUGUCGGGCAAUAAAUUCACAGGGGAUAUCCCACAGUCAAUUGGAAAACUUAAAUCACUUAAGUUGCUCAACUUGUCUCACAAUCAACUCACAGGCAAUAUUCAACCAUCAUUGGGGAAUUUGAGCAAUUUGGAAUCUUUAGACCUCUCUUCAAAUCUUCUUGUUGGAAGGAUUCCAAUGCAGUUGACAUAUUUGACAUUUUUGGAAGUGUUUCGGGUUUCACAUAAUCAACUUGAAGGACCUAUUCCGGAAGGAAAGCAGUUCAACACAUUCGAUAGCACUUCAUAUGAAGGAAAUUUGGGAUUGUGUGGAUUUCCGCUAGAAAAAUGUGACAGUGGGGAGAGGCAACAACCAACAGCAUCAAAAGAAAUUGAUUCCAAGCCUAAAAUUGGAUUUGGAUGGAAAGCUAUAUCGGCGGGGUAUGGAUGUGGAGUAAUAUUUGGUAUUGCAAUGGGAUAUGUUGUGUUUAAAACAAGAAAACCUGCAUGUUUUGUGAGGAUGGUUGAAGGCCAGAUCAAGAGCUUCAGUUUGCCAAUGAAGUUCGGAAACCACAGAGGCUUUGUACUUGUGGAGUAUGUUACAAAGCAGGAGGCACAUAAUGCAGCUCAAGCACUUUCAAGCAACCAUCAGUAUGGUCGACAUUGGGCUCUGAAGAAGGUAAAGGAGGGCCCGAAACAGCUGCUCAAUUUAUUGAAGAGCAAAAUGGUUUGCAUAAUCCAACUAAGUUACCAGAGAAAAGGAAGCACCUGGCUGUCUUUGGAUGAAGGAACGAUGAAGCACAACUAA